AUGUCUCAAAAUCAACGAGAGGCCUGGGAGCGCCUGCAGGUCAUGCUCUCGAAGCGCAAGGCCGGUUUCGGUGGCGGCUUCCCAUCCGGUGGUGGCCGAGGAGGCCUAGGACUUGUCGGAACUCUUGUUCUUGCUGGUCUCGGUACCUAUGUCGCGUCUAACUCCCUAUUCAACGUCGACGGUGGUCACCGUGCCAUUAAAUACUCGCGCUUAGGUGGUGUCAAGAAGGAAAUCUACGCCGAAGGAACUCACUUCCAAAUUCCUUGGUUUGAAACACCUAUCAUCUACGAUGUCCGCGCCAAGCCCCGCAACAUUCCCUCUCUCACGGGUACCAAGGAUUUGCAGAUGGUGAACAUCACCUGCCGUGUCCUGUCCAGACCCCGUGUGGAUGCUCUCCCUCAGAUUUAUCGUACUCUCGGCCAAGAUUUCGAUGAGCGCGUCCUUCCUUCGAUUGUCAACGAAGUUCUGAAGAGUGUGGUUGCUCAGUUCAACGCCAGUCAGCUUAUCACACAGCGUGAGAACGUUGCCCGUCUGGUGCGAGAGAACCUUGCCCGCCGUGCUGCCCGCUUCAACAUCGCACUUGAUGAUGUUUCUCUGACACACUUGACCUUCUCCCCCGAGUUUACCGCCGCUGUUGAAGCUAAGCAGGUCGCUCAGCAAGACGCUCAGCGCGCUGCAUUCAUGGUCGACAAGGCCCGCCAGGAGAAGCAGGCUUUCAUUGUCCGCGCACAGGGUGAAGCCCGCUCGGCUGAGCUCAUUGGUGAUGCUAUCAAGAAGAGCAAGAGUUACAUCGAGCUCCGAAAGAUCGAAAACGCUCGUCAUAUCGCCCAGAUCCUCCAGGAGAACGGCGGCAAGAACAAGCUCUACCUCGACACACAGGGCUUGGGCUUGAACGUCAAUGCUCACAGCGAGGAGGGCAAAUAA
Messenger RNA from Penicillium brevicompactum, 924 nucleotides. RefSeq names its product prohibitin subunit PHB2. Gene Ontology annotation, cellular component: membrane; mitochondrion. The transcript has 4 exons. Gene Ontology annotation, biological process: mitochondrion organization. Bases 1 to 924 code for a protein of 307 amino acids. Lineage: Eukaryota; Fungi; Ascomycota; Eurotiomycetes; Eurotiales; Aspergillaceae. The record is from RefSeq and is a predicted model, not a curated record.